ACCAUGGACAUAGAUAGAAGUUAGGUACGAAAGAGGGGUAUCUGUAGGCGGUGGGUGCGCAAUUGCGUCCAAUUCGGUCUCUAAAAAGCUGAGAUUCAGAAACAGAAACUCUGGAUUCCUCUUACCGUCCUAAGCGACGGUUCAUAUGCCGGUUGGCUUCGAGGUUGUGACGGACUUGAAUCUAGACGGCUUCAUUUCCUUUAUUAAGACAUGGAGAAAGUGUGCUUCUGGUCAAAUUGCUUCCAGUUUCGAGUUUUUUCAUUUCAAGAAGUGCUCGACUGGAGGUGUCUUGUCCUUGGAGACUUUCUUUUGGUUUCCUUUGUUAAUUGCACUUAGUGGUCAGUUUCUCUUUAAUGAACAGAACAAGAGGCGUGAUGCAAAAUUUUUCUGAGAUAGGUGUUAGAUCUUUAGUGCACUUAUUCAAUGCAUUGUUGAUACAUCAUCCAGUCAAAGCUUUUGGGAACACGUCAUCCAGAGUUAAAAGUCUGCAAGGAGCCAAAUGAAAGCUGCUUAAGUAAUUAAGAAUUAGAUAAGACCUUACCUCAAAUCCCUGCAGACUGUAGUUCUUAGAAAAUGGUUGCUCCUGAUGGGUACUGGUUUUGAGUGUCAAGAUAUCUGCUCACUGAACAAUUUCCAUGUAGCGUAGAUGAGGUAGCUCUUUAUUGUGUUAUCAAACCUUUUAGUGACUUUCUUAAGAUUGUCUACGACCAUCAUUCUGGUGGGUUCCUACUUCUGUGUUUGGUUCCAAUAUGUUUUGUGGUCUUUGUUUUGUCCUGCCUUCCAUGCUUUUUUGCUAUCUUGAAGUUGCGGGUUUAGCAAUGAAUAAGCCCCUCCAUCCAAAACAUUCUGGUUUUGUGCUCUCAAUUACCUCCACAGAAAAUUAACUGGAGAAUUAGCUGGACCCAGCCGGACUUCUGUACUUUCUACUACGGUUCAUCUACCUUAGAUGUCAUAUAGUGUUUUUGAGACUUGCACUUUUUGUGAAUAAAGGAGGAGCAUCUUUGUAUUCCACAAGGAAGAAUGGAGAGGUACAAGUUAAUCAAGGAAGUUGGUGAUGGAACAUUUGGGAGUGUGUGGCGAGCGAUUAAUAAGCAGUCUGGUGAAGUUGUUGCAAUUAAAAAGAUGAAGAAAAAAUAUUAUUCAUGGGAAGAGUGCGUUAAUCUGAGAGAAGUUAAGUCAUUGCGGAGAAUGAAUCAUCCAAAUAUUGUGAGACUCAAGGAAGUCAUACGGGAAAAUGACAUUCUCUACUUUGUUUUUGAGUACAUGGAAUACAACCUUUACCAACUUAUUAAAGACAGAGAGAAGCUAUUCUCUGAAGCUGAAAUAAGGAAUUGGUGCUUCCAAUUGUUUCAAGGACUUGCUUACCUGCACCAGCGAGGAUAUUUUCAUCGUGACCUGAAGCCAGAGAACUUGUUGGUUACAAAGCAUUUAAUUAAAAUUGCUGAUUUUGGUCUUGCUCGAGAAAUCAAUUCACAACCACCCUAUACGGAGUAUGUCUCAACGCGGUGGUAUCGGGCCCCUGAGGUGCUGCUUCAGUCAUACCUCUAUAGUUCCAAAGUUGAUAUGUGGGCAAUGGGUGCUAUCAUGGCUGAGUUAUUCACUCUUCGUCCUCUUUUUCCUGGUACAAGUGAAGCAGAUGAGAUCUACAAAAUAUGCAAUAUAAUAGGGAGUCCAACAAAGGACUCCUGGGCUGAUGGACUUAAUCUUGCUAGUGCUAUUAACUAUCAGUUCCCACAGUCAGUUGGCGUCCACCUUUCUGCACUUAUACCAUCAGCAAGUGACGAUGCAGUCAACCUUAUCAAGUUGCUUUGUUCUUGGGAUCCAAGCAAGAGGCCUACAGCUGGAGAGGCACUUCAACAUCCUUUUUUCCAGAGUUGCUUUUAUGUUCCACCAACCCUUCGUUCGAGAGCACCUGUUACUAGAACUCCUCCAUCUGCUGGAACAAAGGUUGCCUUGGAGCAGCAAUGUGCUAGGAGGCAGCCAGCGUCAUUGCCUAAUUCAAAGGUCACUCACGGUUUUCUAUCUUCAAAGUUAAAUGCUUCCUUGAGCUCAGGUGUACAGCGUAAACUGGACCUGGUUAACCAGGACGCAAGUAGGAACGAAAAAUCAUUGAAGAGUGCUGCUAAACAACAGAAAUAUCGACCACCAGGAAGGAAGAGCCCAAUGGUCAUUAACAAGGCUAGAAGUACACGUGGAGUGUCUGAUGCAGCUGAUAAGUUUGCGAGUAUGUCGAUUGGUUCUCACAGGCAGAUUGGGGCACAACCUAAGCCGCCACCUAUGAAAGCUGGAGUGCAGUGGAGUGGUGAAUCUGGUGACAUGUUUCUCAGACAAACCCAUCAAUUUCAACCUGGCAGAAGUUAUACUAGAAAAGUUGCGGGAUAAGUUUCAGUGGGCGUUUAGUAUGUUUGUGUAAUGAGUAGUACAUUAGUUGGAAUGAAUUACAUAAAUGUGUGAUGUGUGGUGUGUGGUGUUGCAUAUGCAUAUAACAGACAGAAUGCUUCAGUUAUUUGUCAGCUUGGCUUUUUUUUUUUUUUUGGUUAAUAAUAAAAGACGGCACAUGGUGGAGAAGAAGAUGUGCAAACAUAGUUUUAAGUUGGUGUUUAGCUUCUCAUGUUGGGGAUGAAAAUGAAAACUUACUUUUGCCUUUA
Molecule: messenger RNA, 2648 nt
Organism: Hevea brasiliensis (rubber tree)
Lineage: Eukaryota; Viridiplantae; Streptophyta; Magnoliopsida; Malpighiales; Euphorbiaceae
Product: cyclin-dependent kinase F-4
Exons: 19
Coding region: 1021-2382 (453 amino acids)
Biological process (GO): intracellular signal transduction; protein phosphorylation
Cellular component (GO): nucleus; cytoplasm
Molecular function (GO): protein serine/threonine kinase activity; ATP binding
Source: RefSeq, a predicted model, not a curated record